UGGAGUUUUCAAUGCAUCCGCGAUCCCUGCUACGCCCUCGAUUGGCGGGGAACCCUUCAACGUGUCGACACGAACGAAGCUUAGCGGAGGACGCGUCCGCCUCCGCCGCCGCCAACCGCCGUCUCGUUGGUUUGUCACCCUCCCACGGGGAAAAAGCAGCACGACGCGAUCGCGGGGCGGCGCGGGGAUCCGGCCGGACCUUAGGGCACGCUCGCCUUUGCCCUCCUUCCCAUGCCCCCCUAGCCAUCGCCGCCAUGAGCCUCUCCUCCCUCUCCCGCGCCCUCGUCCGGUCCGCGCGCUCCUCCCGGCCGCGGCAGGGUUCUCUGCUCGAGGGGUAUGCCGGGCUCCGCGCGGCGCCGCCGAUGCCAGGCACUGAUGGCGGCGGAUUGGGGUUUGUGCGCAGCUACUUGACGUCGGCGCUGGGGAGCCGAGCCACGGCGGCUACCGGCGCGGGGAAGGUCGGGGACUGGAGGUUCCUUCUCGUCAGCUCGCAGUUCCGGCGGCUGUUCUCCGAUGGGUCCGACAAGAAUUACAAGAAGUACCAUCCAAAGGAGAAGCAGGAGAAACCGACGGGGGAUGAGAGUGACAAGUCUGACUCCAAAAAGGAUUCCGAUUCAAAAGAUAAGUGGAAUUUCCAGGAGGAUGUUGUCAAAAAAUUCCAAGAAUUCCUUGCUCCUCUACUUUUUCUUGGCCUAAUGUUAUCAUCCUUACCCCAUGGUUUAUCUACACAGGAGAUAAGCUUCCAGGAAUUCAAGAACAAGUUAUUGGAACCAGGGUUAGUUGACCACAUUGUUGUUUCAAACAAAUCAGUUGCAAAAGUUUAUGUCAGGAGUUCACCCUCAAGCAACCAAAGCCAGGAUGGUGAUAUCCAUAUCACAACCAGUCAUCUUCCUGGCAGAGAGACUCCUAGCAGAUACAAGUAUUACUUUAACAUUGGAAGCGUCGACUCCUUUGAAGAGAAGUUAGAAGAGGCCCAGGAAGCAUUGGGGAGAGAUCCACAUGAUUAUAUUCCAGUUACUUAUACUUCUGAAAUAAAUUGGUUCCAGGAACUGAUGAAGUUUGCACCAACUGUUUUUCUUGUUGGAUUAAUUUAUAUGGCGGGGAAAAGGUUGCAAGGUGGAUUUAGUAUUGGGGGUGGUCCUGGGGGAGGAGCUCGUGGUAUUUUCAAUAUUAGAAAAGCUCAAGUGACAAAGAUGGACAAAAAUUCAAAAAACAAGGUGUUCUUUAAGGAUGUAGCUGGUUGUGAUGAAGCGAAACAAGAAAUAAUGGAAUUUGUGCAUUUCCUUAAAAAUCCCAAGAAAUAUGAAGAAUUAGGAGCUAAAAUACCAAAGGGUGCUCUUUUUGUGGGCCCCCCUGGUACAGGAAAAACGCUACUUGCUAAAGCUACCGCAGGAGAAUCUGAUGUGCCCUUCUUGUCUAUUUCUGGUUCAGAGUUCAUGGAGAUGUUUGUUGGUGUUGGACCAUCUAGGGUGCGGAACCUAUUUCAAGAAGCUCGACAAUGUGCACCCAGUAUUGUAUUCAUUGAUGAAAUUGAUGCGAUUGGUCGUGCAAGGGGGCGUGGGGGAUUUUCUGGUGGAAAUGAUGAGCGUGAAAGCACAUUGAAUCAGUUGCUUGUAGAGAUGGAUGGAUUUGGAACAACGUCUGGAGUUGUUGUUCUUGCUGGUACCAACAGACCUGACAUCCUAGAUAAGGCUUUGCUUAGACCAGGAAGAUUUGAUCGUCAGAUAAGUAUUGAUAAACCAGACAUAAAGGGACGUGAUCAAAUAUUUCACAUUUACCUUAAAAAGCUUAAACUAGACAAGGAGCCAUCAUUUUAUUCUCAAAGAUUAGCAGCUUUGACACCUGGGUUUGCUGGGGCUGAUAUUGCCAAUGUUUGUAAUGAGGCCGCUUUGAUUGCUGCAAGAAGUGGGGACACACUGAUUACAACCCAGCAUUUUGAAGCUGCGAUUGACAGGGUUAUUGGAGGUUUGGAGAAGAAAAAUAAGGUUAUUAGCAAGCUGGAGCGCCGAACUGUUGCAUACCAUGAAUCUGGUCAUGCUGUAGCUGGAUGGUUUUUGGAGUAUGCAGAGCCACUCCUUAAAGUUACAAUUGUUCCUCGUGGAACAGCUGCUUUAGGAUUUGCUCAGUAUGUCCCAAACGAGAAUCUUUUGAUGACAAAAGAGCAGCUUUUUGACAUGACAUGCAUGACACUAGGUGGCAGAGCUGCAGAGGAGGUUUUGAUUGGGAAGAUCUCUACUGGUGCUCAAAAUGACCUGGAGAAGGUUACUAAGAUGACUUAUGCCCAGGUUGCAGUAUAUGGCUUUAGUGAAAAGGUUGGGCUUCUUUCCUUCCCUCAAAGGGAGGGUGGUGUUGAAAUGAGCAAGCCAUAUAGCAGCCAGACCGCGUCCAUCAUUGACACUGAGGUGAGGGAAUGGGUGGCUAAGGCCUAUGAAAAAACUGUUGAUCUGAUAAAAACACACAAAGAGCAGGUUGCGCAAAUUGCAGAGCUGCUGCUUGAGAAGGAGGUCCUCCACCAAGAUGAUCUAGUUCGGGUACUGGGGGAACGGCCAUUUAAGACUGUCGAGCCAACAAAUUAUGAUCGUUUCAAACAAGGUUUCCAGGAUGAAGAGAGCGACAAGAGUGCUGAAGUCUCCGAUGCUGAUCCAUCAUCCCUGGGCAAUGUUGUGCCGAUGUAAUCUUGAGAACUUGUAUAUGUAUAUUGCAUUUUCUCCCAUAGAUUUGCUUCUUUGGCAUAAGAAGGCUGUAUAAAAGAACUCCGUGAUGAUUUGGUUCCUAUGCCGAAUCGGAACUGCUGUUGACUUUUCAUACUUGAGGUUCCUAUUGACUAUACUGAGAUUCACGAUUUGUCUCGGCGAUCUGCA
This is a messenger RNA of Phragmites australis (common reed), 2861 nucleotides long. RefSeq names its product ATP-dependent zinc metalloprotease FTSH 3, mitochondrial-like. The transcript has 8 exons. The record is from RefSeq and is a predicted model, not a curated record. Gene Ontology annotation, cellular component: m-AAA complex; chloroplast thylakoid membrane. Gene Ontology annotation, biological process: protein-containing complex assembly; mitochondrial protein processing. Bases 12 to 2675 code for a protein of 887 amino acids. Lineage: Eukaryota; Viridiplantae; Streptophyta; Magnoliopsida; Poales; Poaceae. Gene Ontology annotation, molecular function: ATP-dependent peptidase activity; zinc ion binding; metalloendopeptidase activity.